UAUAACUUAUCCUGUGCGUCAUGAUAUCUCACCGAUGUCUCACAGAAAGAAUCUUCCUGCGGAAAAGAAAUGAUAGUAACAAACCUCGGCGAGUAUGUACUACAGAGUGCUCCUGUGACCCCAUCCUUUACCAGGCAUUCACACCCACGGGCUUUAAUUCUGCGGGCCAUUUUGGAAAAGUUGGGGGCAGUUUCUUCCAAUUAUCGGGCUCCUGACCGCAAAAUUGCCCAAAACACCCCUGCUCGAGUUCGUCUUCUGGAGGUUGGAGUAGUGGAUCGGAACCCUUUUCUGCACUACAGUACCCUGCCUGUGCUGACCAAACCGUUUCUGGCCUCAAUGACCCAUAUCUUUUUUUGGUGGCUUGCUUGGCUUGACCUCUUCUACUUUGUAACUGUGACUGGGA
Molecule: messenger RNA, 403 nt
Organism: Fusarium redolens
Lineage: Eukaryota; Fungi; Ascomycota; Sordariomycetes; Hypocreales; Nectriaceae
Exons: 1
Coding region: 21-215 (64 amino acids)
Source: RefSeq, a predicted model, not a curated record